Podarcis muralis (Common wall lizard) is the source of this 2071-nucleotide messenger RNA. The record is from RefSeq and is a predicted model, not a curated record. Lineage: Eukaryota; Metazoa; Chordata; Lepidosauria; Squamata; Lacertidae.
CUGGGCCCUGCGGCUGGCGGCCGAGCCUUGUGCCUCCGCCAUAUUGUCUGUGUGAGGCCGGCGAGGGAGGCGCGGUGGUGGCUGCUGCCGCCUCCUCCUCAGGUUUUGUUUGUGAGCCAUCCUGAAAAUGCCUUAAAUUAUAAGUUGGAAAAUUCUGAGUUCUGCCUGAGGCCCACCACCACGAUUUGCACUGAAAUUGGAAGCGGCGUGAACACCAGAUCCUUAAGCUAGCUCGGCCUGCCAAUCUGUCCACAAUGUCAGGACCUGUGCCAAGCAGGGCCAGAGUCUACACAGAUGUAAAUACACACAGACCACGAGAAUACUGGGAUUACGAGUCGCACGUUGUUGAAUGGGGUAACCAAGAUGACUACCAACUAGUCCGGAAAUUGGGCCGGGGCAAAUACAGUGAAGUCUUUGAAGCCAUCAACAUCACAAAUAAUGAAAAAGUAGUUGUUAAAAUCCUGAAGCCUGUGAAAAAGAAGAAAAUCAAGCGUGAAAUCAAAAUCUUGGAGAACUUGCGAGGCGGCCCCAACAUCAUCACCCUUGCAGAUAUAGUGAAAGACCCUGUGUCUCGGACCCCAGCCUUGGUUUUCGAACAUGUAAACAACACAGACUUUAAGCAAUUAUACCAAACGUUAACAGACUACGACAUCCGGUUCUACAUGUAUGAAAUCUUGAAGGCCCUGGAUUAUUGCCACAGUAUGGGGAUAAUGCACAGAGACGUCAAACCCCACAACGUCAUGAUUGACCAUGAGCACAGAAAGCUCCGGCUAAUAGAUUGGGGUUUGGCUGAAUUCUAUCAUCCCGGCCAAGAGUACAAUGUCCGAGUGGCUUCUAGAUACUUCAAAGGCCCAGAGCUCCUCGUAGAUUAUCAGAUGUACGACUACAGUUUGGACAUGUGGAGCUUGGGUUGCAUGCUCGCCAGCAUGAUCUUCCGAAAGGAGCCCUUCUUCCAUGGUCAUGAUAACUAUGAUCAGUUGGUGAGAAUAGCUAAGGUGCUCGGGACAGAAGACCUGUACGACUACAUUGACAAAUACAACAUUGAGCUUGACCCCCGUUUCAACGACAUCUUGGGCAGGCAUUCCCGCAAGCGAUGGGAGCGCUUCGUCCACAGCGAGAAUCAGCAUUUGGUCAGCCCCGAGGCCCUGGAUUUCUUGGACAAGUUGCUGCGAUACGACCACCAAUCCCGUCUGACAGCGAGAGAAGCCAUGGAGCACCCUUACUUCUACCCCAUAGUGAAGGACCAGGCUCGGAUGAGCUCAACCAACAUGCCGGGCAGCAGCACCCCCGUCAGCAGCGCCAGUAUGUUGUCAGGGCUUUCUUCAGUGCCAACGUCUUCACCCCUGGGGCCUCUAGCGGGCUCGCCUGUGAUAGCUGCUGCCAACACCCUAGGUAUGCCAGUUCCAGCUGCCGCGGGAGCCCAGCAGUAGAGGAGGACACCCCGUCUCCCAGAUGCCUGACCGGAGCCGGGUUGGGGCCGAGGUCCUUCCUCCACCCUCUUCCCCAGGACAACAGCAGCCGCUUGUGGCCGGCGUUGUGGGGAGGGAGAAGGGAGGGGACGGAAUGCUUUGGAGGAGUUAUGUCUGAACAGUUGCUUGUGGAUUUAUAGUAGUUCAGUCAUAAAAAAAAGAAAAAUAUAUAGGCCGAUUUUUCCCCUUUUUUUACUUGAACUUUUCGUAUCUCAGGGGGUUCCCUGACAAAACCUGCAGAUGGAAUAUUUCGUGGACAAUUCUCCCCGCCCCCAACACUUUCCCUGCUCAUUUUAUUAUUUGUAAGAUCCAAGGCGAUACGACUGUGUAUCUUGAGGGUCUCGGUUCUUGCCGGAAAGCUCUCCCUCUUCCCCCGUUCCUUUCUGCUGGCUGAUGCCGCCUCAGGGAUGGGGUGAGGGGUGAGACCUGCAAGGACCUUUCGCUUUCUCCCCCUUUUGGGAAUACCUGCGCUGUGCUCCUUAAAAGGCAGCCGGGACGGACGAAGGUCUUUAAGCAGUGGUUGCGUCGUUUUUGCCUCUUUGCGAUUGACAGCUAGAGUGGGAGGAGUUUCCGCUACCAAAAAUAAAUAUUUUAAGUUUGUG